CAUAUAUGAAACGGUGCGGUGUAGUGAAAAGUCCGAUAUAUAAGAAGGGGCCAGACACUUGGCAUUUUGUGGCAGUGCGACAACGUUUUAGCUAGACAAGCCCAGAGAAGACACAUGUUUACGCUCGUGUUGUUUACAUUGGUGGCGGGGACGCUCGCAAACCAUCAGCUUCACGUGCACAAUAGAUGUGGUUAUGAAGUCUGGGUCGGUAUUCUUGGAAACCCGUUACCCGACGGAGGUGGAUACAAACUAGCCGCAGGGGCGAGUCAUACGACGACUGUCACAAAUCACUGGUCAGGGCGUUUUUGGGGACGCACCCACUGCUCAGGGAACCACUGCCAGACUGGGAACUGUGGACAUGGCCCUCAAUGUAGUGGAGCUGGUGGUGCCCCUCCAGCAACCCUUGCGGAAAUCACGUUCGACGCUGGUGGAAGCAAUAACCAGGACUUUUAUGACAUCAGUUUGGUUGACGGGUAUAAUCUGCCGAUGUCCAUGCAGCCAAUAAACGGGUAUUCAGGAAGUCCUACUUCACGUUACUGUGCAAGGGCGGGAUGCAACUCGGAUCUGAACCACAGCUGCCCUCCAGAAUUGCAGGUGCACGGUACUGGGGGCGUUAUUGCGUGUGAAAGUGCAUGCAAUAAAUUCCACAAUCCUGAGUACUGCUGCAGUGGUGCCCACAAUGUACCAUCGACCUGUCCACCUUUCCACUACUCCCAGAUCUUCAAAUCAGCUUGCCCGAAUGCAUACAGCUACGCGUAUGACGAUCAAACGUCGACAUUUACCUGUAAUGGCGUUGGGACUGGAAGUACCAACUACGAUAUCACAUUCUGUGGCUAAUGUAUUGCUUUCGUUUUACAUUUUACAUUUUAAUAAAGCGCAUGCAUACAAAA
Mya arenaria is the source of this 890-nucleotide messenger RNA. RefSeq lists its product as uncharacterized. The record is from RefSeq and is a predicted model, not a curated record. Gene Ontology annotation, biological process: defense response. Gene Ontology annotation, cellular component: extracellular region. NCBI's taxonomy places the organism in Eukaryota, Metazoa, Mollusca, Bivalvia, Myida, Myidae. The transcript has 6 exons. The coding region runs from base 115 to 837 and encodes 240 amino acids.